AUGUCGCAAGCUACUUCCUCAAACGGCCAGCAUGAUACUAGUCCUUGGGUGGACGACCCCAUUGCCAUCGUUGGCAUGGGAUUGCGUCUGCCGGGCUCCGUCCGCACUCCUCAGCAAUACUGGGACUUCCUGACCAGCAAGGGCAGCGGCCGUAGCCGCGUUCCUGCUGAUCGUUACAACGUGGACGCAUUCUUCGGGCCGAAAGGAAAGCCAGGCCAUACUUGCACAGAAUACGGCUACUUCCUUGACGUCGACCUCGCUGCAGCUGACAGCUCUUUCUGGUCUAUGCCGCCCAAGGAGCUGGAACUCCUUGACCCCCAACAGCGGCUAAUGAUGGAAGUGGUUUACGAAUGUCUAGAGAGUAGCGGGACAGCGUCUCACCGAGGCAAAGAUAUCGGAUGCUAUGUAGGUGUACUCGGCGAGGAUUGGAUGGAUAUACAAACCCGAGAUCCACACCAUCAAGGAAUGCAUCGUGUCGGGGGUUAUGGUGACUUCGCUAUUGCCAACCGCAUAUCGAAAGAGAUCGGCCUUACCGGCCCAAGUAUGACAAUUCGAACAGCUUGCUCCUCUUCCCUAAUGGCCCUGCACUCCGCCUGCCAAGCGCUAUACGUUGGGGAGUGCUCAUCGGCCGUCGUUGGCGGCUGCAACUUGAUUCUUUCACCACGCAUGACAGUAACAAUGUCUGAACACCGUGUUAUCUCACCAACCGGGACUUGCCGGUCAUUCGACGCCCACGCAAACGGCUAUGCGCGAGGCGAGGCCGUCAACGCUAUCCAUAUCAAGCGGCUGUCGCAUGCUUUGCGUGACGGGGACCCGAUUCGGUCUGUUAUUCGCUCUGUCUGCAUCAACUCGGAUGGACCCAGGUCUCCUUUGUUUAUUCCGAGCCCAGAAAGCCACGAGCUUCUCAUUCGCCGAAGUCAUCAGCUGGCUGGUAUUACGGACCUUUCUCAAACUGCCAUGGUUGAAUGUCAUGGAACGGGGACGAUGGUGGGCGACGUACUGGAAGGCAACGCAGUGGCCAAGGUGUUUGGGGAGCUUGGUGGGGUUUUGAUCGGAUCGGUGAAACCCAACAUUGGGCACAGUGAGGGAGCAUCAGGCCUGAGCAGCAUUAUCAAGAUGGUUCUGGCGCUUGAGCACCAGACGAUUCCCCCUAAUAUUAACUUCACAACACCCAACCCCAAGAUUCCGUUCGGGCCGGCCCGCCUCCGGAUCCCUGUGGAAUGCGAACCUUGGCCAGAAGGUAAGGCAGAGCGAGUUGGGCUCAACGGAUUUGGCAUUGGGGGAGCAAAUGGACAUGUUCUCCUCGAGUCGACCAGGUCCGUCGUUGGAGCAACGCAAACCGACGCCUCGGAUUCUGAGGAUCCCCAGCUACUUGUGUUCUCGGCAACCCACUCCGAGACCGUGAAACGCAGCAUAACGAAGAGCUUGGAUUAUCUAGCUACCAAUCCAGCUCAAGUUUCUAAUGCCAGUUAUACCCUCGGAUGCCACCGACAAGUUCUCCCGAAUCGCGCUUUUGCUGUCGGUUCGGUUGGCGCGUGGGAUAUUUCCCCGGUCCAAAAGACAGGGCCCGCGCCGGACCUGAUUUGGGUUUUCACUGGACAAGGAUCCCAGUAUCCCGGGAUGGGACAGGAAUUAAUUACCAGCAAUCUUAUUGCAAGGAACACUAUCCGGCACCUGGAUGAAGUGUUGGAUACUAUUGAACCCGGGCGGUCCUGGUCCAUUCACGAUGAGCUGAUUCAGCCAGAAUCCCCGUCAAAGCUCUCUCAAGCCGAGUAUUCCCAACCAUGCUGCACCGCUCUUCAAAUCGCCCUUGUCGACGUGUUGAAAUCCCUGAAGGUGAAACCUUCGGCGGUGGUGGGCCACUCAGCCGGUGAGAUCGCUGCGGCCUAUGCCGCCGGUGCGUUGACUGCUGCCGAGGCCAUCACUGUCUCAUACCACAGAGGCCAGGCCGCGGGUGGUGUUUCAAAAAGUGGGGGCAUGAUGGCUGUUAGUUUAGGGCGAGAGCAGGUCUCUCCUCUACUGACUGAAGGGGUCAUUGUUGCAUGCGAAAACGGCCCCAGAAGCGUGACCCUUAGCGGCGAAUCGUCGGAAUUGGAUGCUAUUGCUGUUGAAAUACAAAACCGUCAUCCAGGCGCCUCGAUCAAGCGUUUGGCAGUGAACCGCGCCUACCAUUCAGCGCACAUGAAAGAGGCAGAAGACGGUUACUUGAAUCGCCUUGCGUCUCUUAAAAAACCAGAAAAUGACGAUCAACUAUCAGCCAUUUUCGUGUCUUCAGUGACAGGAAAGCCUGUUCAGAACGCUGCCGAGUUUGGACCCGACUACUGGUGCCGUAACUUUACCUCCCCAGUACUAUUCUACUCGGCUGUUAGCAGCAUCCUCGCGGGUGGCCUAUCCCAUCCUACAUUCCUUGAAGUUGGACCGCACUCUGCACUCGCCGGAGCACUCCAUGAUAUUGCGUCGGAAACGGGAUCAGUCCCGUAUAUUCCGACACUGGUACGGGGAACUAAUGCAUACGCCUCUGUUCUCCGCACAGCUGGGCGGCUGUUCCAGUCCACAAAGGUUGAACUGUCUUCCCUGUGUAGGGGAACUACCUUAGGGGAUCUCCCGCCCUACCAAUGGCAAUAUGACGGCCGCUUCUGGUCCGAAUCGAGGGUUUCCCGAAACUCGCGAUUCCGUCAAUUUCCUCAUCACGAUAUUCUGGGAUCCAAAAUCCCCGACGGCAACGACACCGAGCCUCUCUGGCGGUCUCUAAUUUACCUUGAGAACGUUCCUUGGCUUCGGGAUCAUGUUAUCGAUGACAAGAUUGUUUUCCCGCGAGCAUCAUAUAUAUGCAUGAUCGGUGAAGCUAUCCGCCAGCUUACGGGAGAUAAUGAUCUUUCUCUGCGGCACGUAACGUUCCUCGAAGAGCCUACGCUUCACGAAAGCCAGCCUGUGGAAAUAUUGACACAGUUUCGGCCUUCUUCAACCUCGGAAUCGUAUGAUUUCACCAUCACUAGCCAAUUUGAAGGCACAUGGACAAAGCUAUGCACUGGCCAGGCUAGAGGAGGGCGGCACUUUCCUCUAGAUAUCAUCCGUUUGACCCCGGGACCUCGGAAAGUGAAAACAGAGGUGAUGAACCGUUUAAUGAAGAGAACAGGGGCAAACCAUGGGCCUCGGUUCCGUGUCAUGGACCAAAUAUCCACCAGCGUCACGGCGCCAGAAGCGACCGCCGAGGUCAUGGAUGUGCGCGAAAAGAUGGAUAGCAACUACGUCAUUCACCCCUGUACCAUCAGCUCAGUGCUCCAGCUGUUCAAUGUCGCCAAGGCGCAAGGUCGGAGUUUUGAUCGUCUGGCUGUGCCGACGUAUAUUGGUGAACUCUAUUUGCGCUCUUCGUCUGGCCCAAUUGCGGCCCAGUCCACCGUCACGGACACUAAGGGGCAUACUUUCUUCGGGGAUUCCGCGGGGUUCUGUGACGGUGAGCUGGUCUUUGCCUGCCUCAGAGUUGGACUUUCUCAAACCGAAAAGCGAAAUGAUCGUGGCCCUGACCCCCACGCCGGUGCCCGACUAGUAUGGCAGCCAGACAUUGACGAGGUGGAUGUCAAUGGCCUCAUACGACCAACUCCCGGAAUGUCGGAUAGCCUUUCCCUCGUCGAAGAAUUAGCAUUGACAUGCAUUAUUGAGAGCGAGAAGCAGUCCUGCAGUGACUUGUCUGCACCACAUUAUGUCAAAUACCUUGAAUGGCUGAGCCAGCAGCGACACCGUGCUGAACAAGGUGACUACGCAAGUGUUACCUCCUGCAAGGAGAUUGCAUCAAUGUCAUCUCUGGAUCGAACCCGUCAUAUCUUCCACCUGCACCAGAGAGCAAUUCAAACUGACGGCAGAAACGUCGCCACCGCCAUAAUGCGUAUCUACCAGCAAACCGGAGCAAUGUUCAAAGGUCAUGCAGAUUCCUUGAGCCUGCUAAUGAAAGACAACCUGCUUACGGCAGUCUAUGGGUUUAAGCUGUGUGAAUUUGGCGAUUUCUUCCGUGUCCUUUCCCACAACAGGCCAUGCAUGCGAGUGCUGGAGAUCGGAGCAGGGACUGGUGGUGUGACGGCCACCAUUCUGCCUGCGAUGCAUGGACCACACGGUGAACGCCUCUAUGAAAGUUAUGUAUACACAGACAUCUCACCCGGGUUCUUUGAUGGUGCUCAAGAGCGCUUCGGCGCUUACGAUGGCAUCGAUUAUCGCCCGCUUGAUAUCACCGCUGAUCUGACUGCCCAAGGAUUCGAUGCAUCCUACGAUCUUAUAAUCGCGUCGAAUGUUCUUCAUGCAACUCCGAAUCUCCAGCAAACGCUCGCAAAUGUGAAAUCAUUGCUUAGACCCAAUGGUAAACUAUUCCUACAAGAACUGGCACCUGUUACCAAAUGGAUUAACUACAUUAUGGGUACCUUGCCUGGCUGGUGGCUCAGUACCGAUAAUCGUCCAUGGGAACCCUAUGUGUCACCGGAAAGAUGGGACUCAGAGCUUCGCGCUGCUGGUUUUUCAGGAACAGAUUCCGUGGUACACGAUGGCCAUAUGAACGCUCAUAUCAUUUCGUCCGUGCCAGAGAUUCGAACCGAAGCAGGAAGACGGCUCACCGUGCUUCAUGAAAGUACGUCCGAUGAUUUGAGUCUUUUCGUUUCCAUCCUUCGUGCGCGUGGGUUCACGACCGAUCUCCGACAUCUUGGAGAUGAAUUGCCUGCGGAUCAGACGGUUAUUUCUUUGCUGGAGUUGGAGUCUCCCCAACUACACUUGCUAAGCGAAAGCAAAUACCUGAGCCUCCGAAAUAUGAUCAUAUCUCUCGAUAAAACCCCAAUGCUGUGGGUAACCCGGCCGUCUCAGGUGGGGUGCUCAGACCCCCGGUACGCGGCAACACUCGGCCUCCUGCGGACUGCGCGCCGGGAGCUUGGGGUUACUAUAGCUACACUAGAACUGGAUGCCCUGGAUGAGAAGGCAUUCCAGGCGGCGUCUCUUGUUGCUGACCGUGUCCUUCACCUUGACACUGACUCCCCAUUCGACCCAGUCCUCGAAUACGUCUACGCGCAAGAAACGUUGAUGGUUGGUAAAUUCUACCCCGCGGUUGUUAGUGAAGAGCUACUAGACGCUGGAAAGCUUGCAGCCGAAAGGACAGAUGCAGCGGUACUCCAAAUUGGCAAUCCCGGGAAAACUGACACGCUGCGCUGGGAACGCAAGCCUGUGGAAAGGUUUACAUCCGUGCAGGAUUGGGUGGAGGUCCAGACACAUGCCGUUGGCGUCAACUCGAACGAUCUCAAGGUGGCCGAUGGCACGCUUGAUGCAUCCUUUGGCGAGGAAUGCGCUGGAAUUGUACAGUGUGUUGGGCCUGGUGUUAGGAACCUGCGUGUUGGCGAUCGCGUCAUGGUGCUGGGAGCUGGGUCUGGAGCACUGGCCACGCGGUUUGUCACUAGUGAGAGACUGUGUACGCGGAUGGCUCGCGGGUUGAGCUGGGCUGAGGCAGCUACAAUUCCGCAUGCCUUUGCCACUGCUAUGUACUCGCUAAUUGACGUUGCGAGACUGAAAUCUGGUGAUGCUGUCCUCAUUCACUCCGCUUGUGGUGGGUUGGGACUAGCUGCAAUCCAGGUAUCCCAAAUUAUUGGAGCCGAAGUCUAUUGCACUGUCGGGAAUGACACGGAAGCCGACUUUUUGGUGCAACUGGGCAUUCCAAAACAGCGCAUCUUCAGCCUCCAAGACAGCACGUUUGCUCAAAGCCUCUUGGUCGCCACUGAAGACCGUGGAGUCGAUGUCGUGCUGAAUUCCUUAACCGGAGACCUGCUGCACGCCUCAUGGCAGUGCGUGGCGGAAUUCGGCAUGAUGGUGGAUUUAGGAAAACACUCUAUCAACAGGGGCCAGCUGGGUAUUGAUUUCUCUGAGGGAAACCGCGCUUUUGCAGCGGUCGAUCUAGGGCAAAUCAGCGCGAAGCGUCCGGAGAUAAUACAGGGAUUACUGCGAAGGUGCAUGCACCACUAUGCGUUGGGCGAACUGAGCCCUCUUCCAUUAUCAGAAUUCCCAGCUGAACAAAUUCAAUCGGCUUUCAGUCACAUGCAAAACGAUCACAUCGGAAAAGUGGCCGUCGUCAUGCCAGAAGAGCCGUCGUCGCUGCCCGUCACCGCGCACCGCAGAACGCCCCUUUUCCGCUCCGAUGGCAUCCACCUGAUCGUUGGAGGAUUGGGUGGACUAGGACGUUCCGUGAGUUCAUGGAUGGCUCUUCAUGGUGCCCGGCAUUUUAUUUUCUUCUCACCGUCGGCGGCGAGUAAAGAGCAGGACAAUUAUGUCUUGGAACUGCGUGCUCAGGGUUGUCGAGUUGAUCUUGUCUCUGGCGAUGUGAGUAAGGAACAAGACGUCGAUGCUCUCAUCCAGAAUAUACCCGAAGGACUUCCCAUCGCCGGCAUUAUGCAGGCAUCCAUGGCGCUCGAAGUUACUUCUCUUGACAGUAUGUCCUUCGAGCAAUGGCAAGCGUCGUUUGCACCGAAGGUCCAAGGAACCUGGAAUCUACAUAACAAUUUGCUGAAAUACCGCCGCCGCACCGACUACUUUGUACUUUUCAGCUCUUUGGCGGGCCUCAUCGGCCAAACUGGGCAUGCUAACUAUGCUGCUGGAAAUGCUUUCUUGGAUGCCUUUGUCCAGUAUCGGCAUUCCAUGGGGCUUCCAUGCUCCGCACUCAACAUCGGUGUCAUGGAGGAUGUGGGAUAUGUCAGUAACCAGCAACACAUCAUCGACCAUUUCCUCGCGACCUCCGCACAUACGCUACAUGAGCAGGACCUUCUCGAUACGGUUCAACUCGCCAUUGAUAACUCGCUGCCCUCUUCACUUGAACAGAAGCAGACAAACGGAUGGCAGCCAUACGUCUCCCGGAGCCAAAUCUGUAUUGGCCUCCGCAGCAAUAGCUCGCUAGAUUCAGCAACCAACCGUAUAUCAUGGAGACGGGACCCACGAAUGGCCCUCUACCACAAUUUCAACAAAGCAGACAAGAAUACAUCGUCAAACGCAGCUAACAAUAGCAAUGAUCGUGUGCUUGAGAAGUUCCUCGAACAAGUCCAACAUGAUGCCGAAAUCCUCGUGAAGGAGGAGUCAGCCAAUCUGUUAGGCACUGAAAUUGGAAAGGCCCUAUACAACCUUAUGUUGCGUGAUCACUCGGAUUUGGAUCUGGACAUCCCUCUGUCAUCUCUGGGGGCGGAUUCGCUAUUGGCCAUUAAAUUGAGGGACUGGUUCCGGAGAAAGAUUGGAGUUGAUAUCACUGUUGUACAGAUUCUGAGCAGUGGAAGUUUACGAGAGUUGGGUCGGACGGCUGCUCAGAGCAUGGUGGCAAACUUGGCUAAAGGCUGA
This is a messenger RNA of Aspergillus puulaauensis, 7341 nucleotides long. RefSeq names its product type I polyketide synthase. The record is from RefSeq and is a predicted model, not a curated record. Gene Ontology annotation, biological process: fatty acid biosynthetic process; secondary metabolite biosynthetic process. The transcript has 9 exons. Bases 1 to 7341 code for a protein of 2446 amino acids. Gene Ontology annotation, molecular function: oxidoreductase activity; fatty acid synthase activity; phosphopantetheine binding. Lineage: Eukaryota; Fungi; Ascomycota; Eurotiomycetes; Eurotiales; Aspergillaceae.